AUGGCAAAAGCACGCGUGGGCCUACGCCAUGCCGAGCACAUAGACGUCCAUGAGGACGACUUGCAGGAAGAGGAGGCCGAAGGAACACCGGACGAAAGCAUGGAUCCGCUCGAGGAAAGCGGGCACACGGUGUACAGCAGCGACGAAGAAGUCGAGGACUCGGUCCAAGAAGACAUGGCGCGCUUCGAAGAGACUUUUGUCGGCAUCAGCAAGCGGUUUCGACUCAUUAACCGCAUCGGAGAAGGAACCUUCUCAACCGUGUACAAGGCUGAGGACCUGGAAUACAACAAGUACAACAACAAUUGGGACAUUGAUGAGCGCGAGGACCGCAAAUGGUCGUCGCCUGCACACCGGCGACGCCCCUCGAAACGCACCCACUAUGUUGCUAUCAAGAAGAUCUAUGUUACGAGCAGUCCCAUUCGCAUCUUCAACGAGCUCGAACUCCUGUACGACCUGAGAGAUUCAGACUCAGUCUGUCCACUCAUCACCGCUUUCCGCCACCUGGACCAGGUCGCUGCCGUUCUGCCUUACUUCCAGCAUCUUGACUUCCGCGACUACUACCGCGACAUGAAGAUCUCCGAAAUGCGCCCCUACUUCCGAAGCCUGUUUACAGCACUUCGUUCAGUGCAUGCAAAGGGCAUCAUCCACCGCGACGUCAAGCCGACCAACUUUCUCUACAACCCGCAACAGUCCCGUGGGGUUCUUGUCGACUUUGGCCUUGCCGAACGUGAGGGUACGGACUGGCAUAACUGUGCCUGCCACAUGUCGGACGAGGACCGCCGCCAUAGGGUCAGUCAGAGUGUAUAUGCACAGACGCAGUCAUCAGGUCACAACAUUUCGAGCUACCCAAAAAAUGAUACACGAAACAGCCGUCGCGCCAACCGUGCUGGCACCCGUGGGUUCCGUGCCCCUGAAGUGCUGCUCAAAUGCACACAGCAGAUAUGCUCGCUCGACAUAUGGAGCGUUGGUGUCAUUCUACUAACCAUGCUUUCGCGUCGCUUCCCCUUCUUCCACAGCGCGGACGACAUCGAUGCCCUACUGGAGAUCACGACCAUUUUUGGGCGGAAAAAGAUGCGAGAGACUGCCCUCUUGCACGGCCAGGUUUUUGAGACGAAUGUCCCUAGUUACAGUGAGGGCGGUCACAGCUUGGACAAGAUCAUCCUCUGGUGCACUGGCCGAACAGGCGACAAGACGCAACCAAAGAAAGAGCUUGACGGAGAAGAAAAGGAAGCCGUGCAGUUCCUAUAUCGCUUGUUGGAAUGUAACCCAGCAAAACGCAUUACGGCCGAUGAAGCUCUACGUCACCCUUUCAUUGCGAAAGCUUUUGAAGAGAGCGAGGCGGAUGAAGACAUGGUUGACCUUGUAGAAGCGUAA
This is a messenger RNA of Cucurbitaria berberidis CBS 394.84, 1374 nucleotides long. Its product is annotated as kinase-like protein. The record is from RefSeq and is a predicted model, not a curated record. The transcript has 2 exons. Gene Ontology annotation, cellular component: nucleus. Bases 1 to 1374 code for a protein of 457 amino acids. Gene Ontology annotation, molecular function: protein serine/threonine kinase activity; ATP binding. Gene Ontology annotation, biological process: mitotic DNA damage checkpoint signaling; protein phosphorylation. Lineage: Eukaryota; Fungi; Ascomycota; Dothideomycetes; Pleosporales; Cucurbitariaceae.